AGAAUGGAGACUACGCUGACCCUAAUAAUUAUGGAGCAUAAGAACCACUGAAUAAAUGCCCGUUCCUCCCCUCGCCUUGUCGGUUCACCACUCUCUGGCCUCACCCUGGAGGUGGACAUAAAGCAUUGGGCAGAAAGACAGAUUCAACGGAAACCCACAUGGGAGAACCUUGUGACAUUUGCGGUGAUAUGGGUGUUCGGGAGGCACUCUAUACAUGUUCAAAAUGCAAAAUAGGUCGUGAGCAUUUUUACUGCAGGCAACCCUUUGCGGAUGAUGUCCCAGCUCUUUGGCUUUGUGGAGCAUGUGACUUGCCCAAGACUUCAAUGUUAGACCCCUCAGCCAUGGUAGAUCAGGAAAACGCACAUUCAGCUGGUUUUAGUGAAACUCGAAAAGAUUCUAGGGGUUGUGGUCGUUUUAAAUGGGAAAAGACUGUCCAAUCUGGGAAAGUAAAAUAUAUUUCGGCUCGUGAAGCAAUGAUGCUAUCUUCUGGAGCCAAGGAUUUUGCAUCCCGUGCAAAGAGGAAUUUGCAUUCUAGUGUUACGCCAUCAAAAAUUGUGCCAUCUAUGCCUGCAAGGACUCCCAUCAAGCUCAAAGUGCUCUCGCCAAAGUCCUCACAGAGUUUCAAAGCAAAUCCUAGUUUUGAAACAGUAGAACCUUUGCCUCCCAGACAUUGCAACAGCCAGAUCAAUUUGGUGGUUAAGCAACAAGCAGUUCGAAUGAUUGAAGAUUCUAAAGGUGCACCUGGUCUUUCAAUAUCUGUUCAAGAAAAGAAAGCUGGUCUAACUCCCAGGAAGGGAUAUAUUAACGAAAGAAAGCCUAUUGAUACCCUUAAGCCUGCUGUAGAGACCAAAAUUGAGAGUAUAACGGAAGUAGAGAAAGAGAAUAAAGAGUCAUUUGACUCAUUUUCAUCCUUACCAGUGAUGCAUUUUCCACCAUUAAGCAGUUCUGGCACGCAAACCUCCUGUGGUAAUGUGGAGUCAAGAAAUUUGGACGUAAAGGAUGGCGGCCUGGUGACUGUUCUUCCCAAGCCUGAAAAAUGUUUUCAUGGUCCUGCUUUAGAUUCUUCUUGGACGGGAAGCUUCAAAAUUAUUGAUUCUAUUAGCCGUGAGGAACUCAAUGACGGGUUUAAGGCUCAUCCUCCAUCUACAGUUCGUGGUAAAGUCUACGAGUUCUCAAAGAAAAUGCCUAAAGUCCUUCAGUUUAAGAUGCUUCCCAGGGACAACGUUUGGACUGAUAUAUUUGAGGAUUAUUAUCCAACUGAAGAUGAUAUUGGGCUGUACUUUUUCUCAAGCGAUAGUCAAAGGUCUUUGAGUUACAUCGCCCUCCUGGAGUUGAUAGAAACACGAGACGUCGUGAUGAGAAGUUACAUAGAUGGUGUGGAGUUGUUGAUGUUUUCAUCCAAACAUCUGUCUUCCAAUUCUCAAAGAUGGAAUGAUGAUAAAUACUUCCUUUGGGGAGUUUUUCGCAAUGUCAAGAAAUGCAAAGCUGUAUCCAAACUCAAUGAGGAACUCCCCCGGUUAUCUCGGCCUUCAGAUUCUACGAACGACAACAAUGCGAAUGGGGAUAGCAGUUUAGUUGAUAGACAGGACAUGAGAAGGGUUGAUAAAGCAAUAUUGUCAAGAGAAUCAUCCACUCGGGCCUGUGGAAGCGCUAAGGUUGGCAAUGCUACUGUCUCCCGGUUUUCAGGAACUGUGCGGCAUACCUCCCAGUUUUCAGGAGAUUUGUAGAGGCUGCAAGUUCCGAAAAACUUUGCGAUGGGGUAGUCCGGAGUAUGAGGGUAUAUAUAACCCUAGUAAAGCAGAUUAUUCUUGGGUUACGAUCGAGGGGAAUGAUGUUCAUAUGCCCCAUGUGUCAUAUAAUGGAAGUAUAGUCUACCAAUGCAAUGCUUACAUAUCACAUGGUCACGGAAUAUGGAAAUCAUUGCAUUGCUCAUUUGUUUAUAAGGUGUGGGGGUAUGUAAUUUGGCGUACAGUAUGGAAGUUCUCCAUGCAAAUAUGAGGUUAAUUAGAGUAACUGUCUAUGAUUAUUUGUAGAAGUCCUCACUCAUGUUGAAUCACAUUCCGUAGUGUAAUGGUAUAAGAUAAAAUAGCCUAAUAAUUAUGUGGAUUGCAUAAUGGAUUUUCUCA
Molecule: messenger RNA, 2126 nt
Organism: Rhododendron vialii
Lineage: Eukaryota; Viridiplantae; Streptophyta; Magnoliopsida; Ericales; Ericaceae
Exons: 8
Coding region: 159-1727 (522 amino acids)
Source: RefSeq, a predicted model, not a curated record